Schistosoma turkestanicum is the source of this 3473-nucleotide messenger RNA. NCBI's taxonomy places the organism in Eukaryota, Metazoa, Platyhelminthes, Trematoda, Strigeidida, Schistosomatidae. The record is from the annotation of a GenBank genome assembly.
AUGACCAACAAAUCAGUUGUUGUUUCCGCUCCAACUGGUUCAGGAAAAACUGUGAUUUUCGAGCUGGCAAUUGUCAAGAAGUUGGAUGAAUGCGAAAAGUCAUCUCAAAAGGAUUCUUUCAUCAUAAUUUACAAUUCUCUGUUGAACGGUGUUGCAUAUCAUCAUGCUGGAAUGGAUGUAGAAGAUAGAAAACUUGUUGAAGAUGCCUUUAGAUCAGGCUGCAUCUCUGUCUUAACCUGCACGUCUACUUUAGCAUUGGGUGUUAAUUUGCCAGCUCACUUGGUUAUUAUAAAGAACACUGAACAGUUGGUUGAUGGUGAAUUAGUCGGGUAUAGUUCAACACAAUUAUCACAGAUGGUUGGAAGAGCAGGACGUCCACAGUUUGAUGAUGAAGCGAUUGCAGUUAUUAUGACUACAACUAAUCUAAAAGCUCAUUAUACAAAGCUACUAAAUGAAUGUGAUGAAAUUAACAGUUGCUUAGAACCACGUUUAACGGAACAUUUACUAUGUGAAAUUAUUUUAAAAACAGUUCAAGAUUUUUGCGGUAUUUUACAGUGGAUUAAAAACACAUUUUUCUACGUUCGAUUAAACAAAUGUCCUCAACUUUACGAUCUUUGUAUGAAAGAAAUUAAAAAUUUACAAAAUUUAAAAUUAAUAGACUAUAAUUCAGAAAAUAAUCAAAUUAAUCCUACAGAUUUAGGUGAAAUAAUAUUUAAAAAUAAUCUACACUUAGAUACCCUGAUGAAAAUGUUUCAUUUAUCAGGUGAAGAAUCAAUUGAAGAAUUGCUUUAUUUCAUCGCCAGUUGCUCAGAAAUGAAUGAUAUCCGCCUGAGGCAUUGUGAAAAGGCACUGCUAAAUGGCAUAAGUAGAGCCAAAGGUCGAUCAAGUCUUAGAUUCCCAAUUCAUGCGAGAAUUAAAAAUGCUUCUUUAAAAGUUGUCUGUCUACUACAAGCCCAGCUAGGUCAAGUUACAAUAAAUGACUAUUCAUUGAAACAAGAAAGUGAGAAAAUAUUACAAUCAGCUUUGCGCAUUUUAAACAGUCUGACUAGUUUGUUAUGGCUUUUUGAUUGUCCAUCAAAUGUGAAUUUGGAAAAUCAUGAACAAAAGUUAAAUAACUCAACAAUUCCCAUAGUCUCAAUGAAAUAUUCAUCUAUGUUGAGUACAUUAGAAUUACGUAAAUCUAUUAAUUUUCGACGUUGGUUAAAUUGUCCCCUGAUAAAUUUAUAUGGUUCUUCUUUAUUGACUGAAACUCAAAUUGAAAAAUUAAUUGAAGCUAAUUUACUAACUUGUAAUGCUUUACAACAAACUGAAUGUAGACAAUUGGAAAAUAUUCUGAAUGAGCAACCACCGUUUGGAAGAAAACUACUUGAAUUCUUAGAUAGCAUUCCUAAAUAUGAAUUAGAAGUAGAACAAAAACCCAGUUACGAUUCAACAUACAUUGAAUUGAUAUUUACUAUCAGUCAAAAGAAUCAAUGUAGAGAUAGUGCAGUUUUAUUGGUUGGAAGUGCCAAGAAAUAUUUAGUUGGAAAGUGGUUACUGGAGUAUAAUAACUCUGAAGAAAUUAGCGUUAUUACAAAACAACUAGAACUUCCAAAUGAUGAAUCGUUGAAUCCAUUACGUAUAAGCUUAAUAAGUGUAAAUUAUGGUGGUGUAGAUCUCCAUACGAAAUAUCAUUUUGUUUCCCUAUCAAAUAGAUUUGGUAGGCGAACUUCUACACCAUACACACCAAGUGGGAAUUUAAUUCAAAAAGAAUUAUCUAUCGGUUACACAGAACUGAUCACACAACAAAAUCAAUCAGUAACAGGAAAUGUUGACAACAGCAAUAAUAUGUUAAAUUUAUGGCCAGAGCCUACUUUAUCCAUGAAUAACAUAAACAGAGCAAGCGAUAUUGAUAAUAACAAUAAUAAUGACAGUACUUUACUAAAUUUAAAACUACCUUUAACUCCAAUUGUCAAUAAAGUAAAACAAUCAAAUAAACAAAAUUUGAAAUUAAAUAAAAAAUAUAGAAUGAAUAAUCAAACUGUACAAAAUCAAACAAAAAUACAUUACAAAUCACCUUUGACAUUCACAUGGACACCAACAAAUGAUAUGAAUGAACAACAAUCAUCUAAAACUCCUUUAAUACAAACAUCUAUGCUUGAUUAUAUGCAGAUGAAAUAUAAAGAUUCAGCAUCAACUCUUUUAACAGACAAACAGACAACUAAAGUAGAGAAUCAUUCUUUGUCAAAUUCAUCUAAUCAUGAUGAACCUUCAGUUCAAAAAAUGAGUCGUAAACGAUUUAAAUGGACUCCAGAAGAUAAAAGUACAAUGGAUCCAGAUUUAAGUCAGAGUUCAACGUUCAGUUUUACAUCUGUAUUAGAUGAAUACAGUGAUACAAAUGAAACACCAACGAUUCCUCAUAUAUUGAUCAAGGAUAAUACACCUGAAUUAUUCUCCAUACAGAAAUCAUUUAUUAAAAAUGAUCCCCUUUGUGCGUCAUGUCCACCUAUAUGCAAUGGAUCUUCAAAAUUAGGAUACUUAACUAUGAAUUCAGUAAAUUUGAAACCGAUGCAAAAUCAAAAUUCAUCAUUUUAUUCUAAUACUGAAGAAGAAACUCAAUUAAGAUCAGACUGUUCAACCAAAUCUCAAUGCCUAAGUAAUAACUAUGACAUAAAUCAGGUCAGAGAUGAUGAGGAGUCAGUUUAUUAUGAAAAGGAACAAUUCUCGACGCCGAUAAAUAUGAUGCAGUACACAUCAGAUCAUAUGAAACUUACAACGAAAGCACAUGUCAAUGAAUAUAAUACUGUUUUAUUAACUGAUCUAUCAAAAUCUAAUUUCCCAGUUAGACCAUAUACAAUAGAUAUUGCAAAUUGUACUCCUCAUCAAGAAAAAAAUUCCACUACUUACAUGACAGAAGUAGAAUCAAAUUAUAAUAAUACUAGAAAUUUAACACUUAACAAUUUGAAUGAACCAAUAUUCAAUAAACCAAAAGAUUCUAAAGUUUUAAAAUCAGUUCAAUUGAAUGAAUUGAAAAAGAGGAAUGAAUGUACUACUACACAAUUACAAAAUAAAAUAACUUGGUCAAAAGAUAUCACAAUCAAUAAUUCCACACAGAAAAAGCCAGAAAGUCAAUGGAAGACAGGAAAAGAUAACAUAUUAAAUGAAUCAGAAAAACCAUUCUCAAUCGAUUAUCAAUUAAUUAAUGAAGGAUGGUGUGAAUUAGCAUGUUUAAUCAAAAUGGCUGAAUUAGGUCUACUUCAGGAACAAAUGAAACACGAUACUAUACACACAGUGACAGAAACGCCUAAACCUUCUUGCUCCAAAAAGCAACAAAACUAUGGAAGAGAGGAAAAGCGUACAUACAAUACAAACAGUGCACCAACUACAUUAGAUCUUAAACAACACUCUGGAAUUGAAAUGUUGGAUUUAUCGCUCAAUUCUGAUUCAUACACUAAAGAAGAGUAAUCUAUACAAAAUAAUUCAAUAACCAAAAU